Molecule: messenger RNA, 3360 nt
Organism: Colletotrichum acutatum
Lineage: Eukaryota; Fungi; Ascomycota; Sordariomycetes; Glomerellales; Glomerellaceae
Product: nitrite reductase
Exons: 4
Coding region: 1-3360 (1119 amino acids)
Molecular function (GO): nitrite reductase [NAD(P)H] activity; heme binding; 2 iron, 2 sulfur cluster binding
Source: RefSeq, a predicted model, not a curated record
AUGGCGGAACGAAAGAGACUCGUUGUUGUCGGCCUGGGGAUGGUCGGCAUCGCCUUCAUUGAGAAGAUGCUAAAGCUGGACGCCCGCGUAAACGAGUACAGCAUCACAGUUCUCGGAGAGGAACCUCACCUUGCAUAUAAUCGAGUUGGCCUGACAAGCUUCUUUGACCACCGCAAAGUCGAGAAUCUCUACCUCAACCCAGAAGAAUGGUACCACAGUACGCCUCAGGGCUCUUUGGGAUACCACGUCAACACCAGAGUCACUGAUAUUGACUCUCAAGCCAAAACGGUCACCUGCUCAAAUGGAGAGAUCGUACCGUACGACAUCCUAGUCAUCGCCACCGGCUCAGAUGCCGUCCUUCCCAAGCACACACCCGGGCACGACGCAACAGGCGUAUUCGUUUACCGGACGAUUGACGACCUCAUCAACCUCAUCGCCUUCGCCGCCCAAAGGAAAGGCACCGUGGGAGCGGUUGUCGGCGGUGGUCUCCUCGGCUUGGAGGCGGCUAAGGCGAUGAUGGACUUGGACUGCUUUGACAAGGUGAAACUGAUUGAGAGGAAUCGGUGGGUGCUGAGCCGGCAACUAGACAACGACGCGGGGUCCAUGGUCGUGGAUCAGGUCAGGGACCUCGGCCUCGACGUGCUCCUCAGCAAGCGCGUGGGCAAGAUUGAGGUGACGAGCGACAACCACGUCCAGGGCGUAGUCUUCGAAGACGGCGAGCGCAUGGACUGCUCCACGAUAUGUUUCGCCAUUGGUGUUCGGCCACGAGACGAUCUAGCGCGGAGAGCGGGCAUUAAAUGUGCUGACCGUGGCGGCGGCAUCGUUGUUGGAGACGACUUGAGCACCAGCGCACCAGACAUCUAUGCCAUAGGGGAGUGUGCAAGCUGGCAAAGUCAGACAUUCGGCCUCAUUGCUCCCGGAGUCGAAAUGGCCGACGUACUUUCAUUCAACCUCACACAAGCCAAGCUGCACCAGCCCAGGUUAUUCAAGAGGCCUGACCUCAGCACAAAGUUGAAGCUUCUGGGUGUCGACGUUGCCAGCUUUGGUGACUUCUUUGCCGACCGAGACGGCCCGCAAUAUCUGCCUCCCAAAGUAGCAAGAAAAGCGAAAAAGGAAGACGAGCAAAGCACCAUCAAGACCUUGACAAACGGCCUACCACCGGCCCCUGUCAAGGCACUCACAUAUCGCGAUCCGUUCCAGAAUGUGUAUAAAAAGUACAUCUUCACCGAGGACGGCAAGUAUCUGCUAGGUGGCAUGAUGAUUGGCGAUACAAAAGACUACAUCAAGCUGGUACCAAUGGUCAAGAACAUGAAGGAGCUGGACAUGCCGCCCAGCCAGCUCAUCCUCGGUGCCAAAAAGGAGGGCGAAGACGACGGCGACGACUUGACAGAUGACACACAGAUCUGCUCAUGCCACAACGUGACCAAAGGUGACGUGGUCAAUAACGUCAAGGACGGUACCUGCAAGACGCUCGGCGAAGUCAAGUCCUGCACCAAAGCCGGCACCGGCUGCGGCGGCUGCAUGCCCCUCGUAACGACAAUUUUCAACAAGACCAUGCUGUCAAUGGGCAACGAGGUCAAGAACUACCUGUGCGCCCACUUUAACUACUCCCGCGCCGACCUGUACAACAUCAUCCUCGUCAAGAAGCUGCAGACCUUUGAAGACGUCAUGCGCGAGGCCGGCAACGACCGGGCCUCGCUCGGCUGCGAGGCCUGCAAACCUACCAUGGGCAGCAUAUUUGCCUCGUUAUGGAACCGUCACGUCAUGGACAAGCCCAUGCACGGUCUUCAAGAGACCAAUGACCGCUUCCUCGGCAACAUCCAGCGCAACGGCACGUACAGCGUCGUCCCACGCGUGUCUGCAGGCGAGAUCACGCCCGACAAGCUCAUCGCCAUUGGAAACGUGGCGUCCAAGUACAAGCUGUACACGAAAAUUACUGGCGGGCAACGCAUCGACAUGUUUGGGGCCAAGAAGCAGGACCUCUUGGAUAUCUGGCGGAUGCUGGUCGAGGCUGGUAUGGAAUCCGGGCACGCGUACGCAAAGUCGCUGCGGACGGUCAAGAGUUGCGUGGGCACGACGUGGUGCAGGUACGGCGUCGGCGACAGCGUGGGCAUGGCGGUGCGGUUGGAGGAGCGGUACAAAAGCAUUCGCGCGCCGCACAAGAUCAAGGGCGGCGUCAGUGGGUGCGUCCGCGAGUGCGCCGAAGCGCAAAACAAAGACUUCGGCCUCAUCGCCACAGACAAGGGCUUCAACAUCUUUGUGGCCGGCAACGGCGGCGCCAAGCCGAAGCACUCUGAGCUGCUGGCCAAGGACGUCCCGCCCACCGAGGUCAUCCCUAUCAUCGAUCGCUACCUCAUGUUCUACAUCCGCACCGCCGACAGGCUUCAGCGCACGGCGCGCUGGCUCGAGAACCUCCCCGGCGGCAUCAAGUACCUCCAGCAAGUCGUCCUGGAGGACAAGCUCGGCAUCUGCGCCUCGCUUGAGGCCCAGAUGCAGGAGCUCGUCGACAGCUUCUUUGACGAGUGGGCCGAGGCCAUCAAGAACCCGGCCAUUGCCGCGAAAUUCAAGCAGUUUGAUAACACGGAGGAGACGGUCGAGAACAUGGAGGUCGAGCUCGACCGCGACCAGCCAAGGCCAGUGUACUGGGCGCCCGAGUCCGCAAAGGAGGACUUCAAGGGCCUGAAGGAGAGGUGGAGCAGUACAACUUGGCAGCCCAUGUUGCCGGCGAGUCAUUUCUUCGGCGCGGACGAGAUACCCAAUGGUAUCUCGGCCACGGUGAAGCGCGGGGAUACGCAGCUUGCUGUGUGGCGGGUGCGGGGCCGGUAUUAUGCUACGCAGCAGAUGUGUCCUCACAAAAGGCAGUUUGUACUGUCAGACGGGCUCAUCGGCGAGGAGCCCGGCGCCGCAGAUGGGGAUAAGUGCGAGGAUGCGAAGAAGCCUGACUCCGGGUGUAACGGCGGCCCCGGUACCAACGGUACUAAUGAGGCAAAGCGGCCGGCGCCGUGGGUCUCAUGCCCUUACCACAAGCGCAACUUUGACCUCGCGGACGGGAGCUGCAAGAACGACGAGGAAGUAAGCAUAGCAACGUUUGCGGUGGAGGAGCGUGCUGGCGACGGGAUGGUAUACAUUAAACUGCCCCCCGUCGAGGAGCUCGACGCGGCGCUGGGCACGAAGAAGUGGAUGGUGAAGAAGGGGGAGGCUGGAGAGGCGCCGUUUGAGGUGCUGGAUAAGAAGAUUCGGUUCAAGGGGCACCGGGCCAAGAGGCCUGGUGUCAAGCCGAUGGGGGCUUUGGGGAUGGAGAAGGCGAGAGCGAUGGUUGUUGGUGGUGGUGGAGGGUGUGGGAGUGCACCGGAUUGGUGA